AUGCAACGACAAGCGGCAGCGCUUGAACAGCAGCAGCUGGUGAUGCAGCAAAUGGAGGCUGUCAGGGCGGCUGCUGAAGAUGCUCACAGGCAGCAUAUGGAGGCCUUCCGCCAGUUGGAGGAGAACAGGCUUAGAGGCAAGACCAGUCUAGACGCAGCAGACCAGUGGCUGAAAGACCUGGAGAGGAUAUUUGAUGCCAAGAUGUGCCCAAAGGAGAGUAGACUGGCGUUCGUAGUGUACAUGCUCAAGGGUGAGGCUGAGCACUGGUGGGUCAGCAUGAAGUCUAUUAUGGAGGAGAGACAGGAGCCAGUUACUUGGGACGUCUUCAGGAGGAAGUUCCUCUCCGAGUACUUCCCUGACAACGUCAAAUACGCUAAAGAGGUAGAAUUUUUACAGUUGGCCCAGGGAAGCAAGUCGGUGACUGAGUAUGCAGAAAAGUUCAAGUACCUCAGCUGUUUCUACACCAUGCCACUAGACGAAGAGUGGCGAUGCCAGAAGUUCGAGAACGGCCUCCGUGGAGACCUUCGUUUGAUGGUGACACCGCUAUCCAUCAAGGAUUUUGCCGCCUUGGUGGAGAAGGCAAGGAACAGGAUUCAGUGCUACCAGUGUGGGGGACCGCACAAGAGGAAUGUCUGCCCCCAGCUUGCAGGCUUCAAGAAGUGCAACAAUUGUGGCAAGGAGGGCCACUUUGGGAGGGACUGCCCCACCCUUGCUAGAACAGUGAUGCGACCUCCAGUACAGGCUCCUACACAGAACCAGCAAAGGCACAGAGGCAACAGGCCUCAGGCGACCGACAGAGUGUACGCCAUGACCGGAGCGGAGGCUGCAGGCUCAGGUAACCUUGUUAUAGGCCAUUGUUUGAUAGUUGGGAAAGCUUGUUGUGUGCUAUAUGAUUCUGGAGUGACACACUAUUUUGUGUCAAAUGCAUGUGUGGAACGGUUGGGUCUGCCGGUGUGCGAGCUACAGUGUGAGCUUGCGGUGUCUACCCCGGCGUCGGGUUUGGUCAAGACGUCAUCCUUGUGUGCGAGGUGUCCAGUGGAGGUAGAGGGACGCAGGUACAAAGUGAACCUAAUCUGCCUACCUCUACCGGAGUUGGAGGUAAUCCUAGGGAUGGAUUGGCUCUCUGCCAAUCGCAUUCUUAUAGAUUGCCGAGAGAAGAGAUUGUUAUUCCCAAACUCGAAGGAGUCUGAGUUGUUAUCAUCCCAAGGGGUUCUGAAGGAACUGCGAGGUGGUGCACAAUGCUUUGUGAUCUUCACGCAUCUAGAGGUGGAAAGAGGAAAGAUGGAGUCUGCCAAACCAGUAGUGCAGGAGUUCGGGGAUGUAUUCCCAGAGGAAGUGUCAGGGCUACCUCCUCACAGAGAGGUGGAGUUCUCUAUUGAUCUAGUAUCGGGGACGGGUCCGGUGUCGAUGACUCCAUACCGCAUGGCUCCAACAGAGUUGGUUGAACUUAAGAAACAGAUAGAGGAACUGAUGGUGAAGCAAUUUAUCCAACCCAGCACUUCGCCUUAG
Messenger RNA from Vigna unguiculata (cowpea), 1509 nucleotides. RefSeq lists its product as uncharacterized. Lineage: Eukaryota; Viridiplantae; Streptophyta; Magnoliopsida; Fabales; Fabaceae. The record is from RefSeq and is a predicted model, not a curated record.